CCGAGAUUUUGAUCAUCACAGCAAGCGGAUAUGCCUAUUACUGUAAACAUAGGAUUAAAGGUUAUAUCGGAUCUGUUUGCAUCUACCAUUUUGUGCAUCAGAUUUCCGUUUAUCUCAAAAAUUAAAUUGCAUCAGUGAUUACAAUGAUUUUUGUGGGAUAAGACAUGAUUCGAGAACACACCCCAUGUUCAAUCGGGAAGCACUCGUCAAUGAAGAGAAGCAAAUGUUUUACAUCGUCAUUCUAUGUGCCUUAUUAUUACUCGAACUUGCUUCAUUUGGAAUAUCAGUGUAUUUCGUCGGAGGAGUGCAGUAUAACCAAGUGUAUUUGGUGCACGGAUCAACACUUCUCCUAGGGAAUACAUUUUUAGUGCAAGGAAUUAUUAUGAAAACUUUUGAUCAGGUGCUUUUAUACCCGAUUAUAUAUUUCUAUACGCUGGCAAUAACAUUCCUGAGCAGUUCUUCCGAGAUAGGGUUAUAUUUCGCGUUUAAAAUGGUGCACGUUGGCAUCCUAGUGCUGCGAGGGCUUAUUCUGUGCUACUUGAUCAACCGAUUGAGGCGAGAAUUUGCCUGGUAUUAUUUCAAGAAACUGGGCACAAGUGAACGAGUAAUUGGUAAGUCGAUUUUCUAAUUUUAGAAGCUAAUAGGGUAAGUGAUAACAUUAAUUUA
Vavraia culicis subsp. floridensis is the source of this 666-nucleotide messenger RNA. RefSeq lists its product as uncharacterized. Lineage: Eukaryota; Fungi; Microsporidia; Pleistophoridae. The record is from RefSeq and is a predicted model, not a curated record. The coding region runs from base 185 to 628 and encodes 147 amino acids. The transcript has a single exon.